Messenger RNA from Botrytis sinoallii, 900 nucleotides. RefSeq lists its product as uncharacterized. The coding region runs from base 1 to 900 and encodes 299 amino acids. Lineage: Eukaryota; Fungi; Ascomycota; Leotiomycetes; Helotiales; Sclerotiniaceae. The record is from RefSeq and is a predicted model, not a curated record. The transcript has a single exon.
AUGGCCAAUCCAUCAUUCCCCUUUCUAUCUUUACCUAUCGAAAUCCGUUUGAAAAUCUAUCUUCUCCUCCUCCCACCUCGACAUCAUAAAAUCACAACACAAAUUCCACAUAAUGGAUACUACUUCCCACCCAAAUGUCUUCCUCUCUGCGCAGCCCAAUCGUUCUACCCCCUAUCUCCAGAGACCCCGGAAAAGCUCACCACUUACAAAGUCCUCUCGGCUAAUUCCCACACCGACCAUCCCAAUCCCAGCAUCCACACGCGCAUCCUAAGCGUCUGCACACAAACCAAAGAAGAAGCCGAAGAAGUGCUUUAUGGAAAUGGAAAUAGCAUCUGGGAUUUCGGUAUGCACAUCGAAGCGGUAAAGCCUUUUUGGUCGGAUAGAAGUCAGGGUGCGCGGGGAUGGGUUCGAAAUUUGAAGAUUGCGAGGGAGGUUCCGGAGUUGUUGAUCGCUGCUAGUGUUAGUGCUAGUAUUGAUGUGGUAUGGGGAAAUUUUUGUGCAUUCAUCACGCGUGAAUUAUUGGGAUUGAAGAAUGUGGAUUUGACGGUUUGGGGAAAUCCGUGGAGGGAAGAAUUGCUGGAUAGUUCUGCAGUUGGCGAGAUGGGAGAGGCGAUGUCGAUAGAUGGGGUGGGUGUGGGGGAAGCAUGCAGAUCGACAGUGAAAUCGAGGGAGAUGUGGACGUUGCGUGAUUGGGAGUAUAUGAAGGAAUUACUUGCGCAUGAAGGGCUGGGGAGUGCGAAAGUGACGUGUUGGAGGUUUAGAGAGGGGGUGAAAAGUUCCUGGGCCAAGUGGAUGUUGGAGAGUCGGUCGUUGAUGGAGGAGAUGGUUAGGGAGGGGGAGGUGGUUCAGGGUGUGUUGGUUUGGAAUGGGGGUGGAGGUGGGAGCGGGAGUGGGAACUGA